Messenger RNA from Echinostoma caproni, 786 nucleotides. The record is from the annotation of a GenBank genome assembly. NCBI's taxonomy places the organism in Eukaryota, Metazoa, Platyhelminthes, Trematoda, Plagiorchiida, Echinostomatidae.
AUGCAACGUUUGCACAUGCGGGAAUUAACGCGGAUUGUUCUAUUAAUUGUUUGCAAUGGUUCAUGCUUUGCGGCACGAUAUUCUCGAACUACCGAAUCGAGAAGGCAACAGCGCAUCGAACAAAAGGCUCGUCUUCCGGUCGACAUGCAUUUGCCGCUGAUUCCGAUCGAUCAACAAACCACCGCUUUGAUGAUUACCUAUCUGGUUUGUAUCAUCAUCCUUAUUGCAGCAUUCACGCUCAUUAUUGUGUUUGACAAAAGUGCACUGUACGCAAUUCGACGAGUGUGCUGCUUCUGUUUUUGCUGUUUAUAUGGUUGUGGUCGAUUCUGGAAUAAACGACUUGAUGGUGACUUGGAAUGCGAAGAAGAUGAUAGUAUGGAUGAACUCUGUUGCUUUAAGGUAUCCGAAUCGGUUCGAAAACGACGUCCUGUCACCUUGAUGGAAUACCAUCGCCUCAAACAUGCUGAAGGAUAUGGAUCGAGAGACACUGACGAGGGCACAGGAAGAUAUUCCACAAAUCGUUCCAAAUUAUUCACCGAAUACACCUUGCCUCCAUUGUCCACGGCAAGGAAUUACAAACAACGAGAGACAGUUCUUAAACUGCGUUUGGAAUUCCUGGCUGAUUUAGCAGCAUUUAUGAGUGCACGUUCCAUGCAACAGGCCAUGAGUGAAGACAGUUCGUCCAGCGAGGAAUCUGCACCAUCACAUGGUACACACUCAUCCGGCACAGAUUUCGCGGAUAGUCAUGAGGACAUAGGUACAGCACACCGGGAUGUUGAAGCCUAG